Messenger RNA from Durusdinium trenchii, 599 nucleotides. Lineage: Eukaryota; Dinophyceae; Suessiales; Symbiodiniaceae. The record is from the annotation of a GenBank genome assembly.
GUACCCUACCAGCCAUUUGACUUUUUGUGCAAGUCCGACUUCCUUGCCUUGAAGACCUUGCUGGGGGAGCCUAUCUUUGGCAAGCCAUUUCUGCGGGUCAUGAGCGCAUACGUUGCAGGCUUGGCAUUGGCGCUGCCAACUGGCGAGGUCGGUGAUUUGGACAAGCAUAAGGAUGCUGAUGAGGGCCUGAACUUGGCUGGGGCAAAGCCGAGUCCGGUGGUGGUGAAGAAAGAACAAGCUCCAACAGACUCUUACCAAAGCCAGAAGAAGAGGGACAUCCGCCAGGUGGAGGGUCAGAGUGGUGGGGAGAAUGAUGUGAAGGCUGCCAGGAGCUCAACAAACCCAGUGUCACUUCGCCCAGCUGCGCUCUCUGCUGAGAGUGUCAGCGAAUUCACGGACGAUGAGAUUUUUGCCGCCAUCACAGCAGAGCUGAACUUUCUUGACACCGAUGGUUACUCGAUCGGGGACGCGGAGAUGGACUUGUUUGUGUCUGCAGCUCUGAGGCAUUCCCUUAUCCAAGACUAUGUGCGUUGGGUCGAUGAUCCUGAGUGGAAGUUUGGGUAUGAUGAUGCUUUGGAGGACCUGAAAGACUUUGUCGC